This is a messenger RNA of Amoebophrya sp. A120, 180 nucleotides long. The record is from the annotation of a GenBank genome assembly. NCBI's taxonomy places the organism in Eukaryota, Dinophyceae, Syndiniales, Amoebophryaceae.
UGCGAAACCGGGUCUCGGACGACCCCGUGGACAACUCUAUGCAGGUGUUGGAAAAUCUGAGCUACUUGAACCUGAAGAAGGAUGGGACCGCCGGGCGAACCAGUACGCAGCUGCAGCUGAUCAGCCGGCUGAGGGACAAAAUCUACAAGACGGAGGACGACGUGUCCAGCUUGAACACCA